Messenger RNA from Paramecium tetraurelia, 915 nucleotides. RefSeq lists its product as uncharacterized. Lineage: Eukaryota; Ciliophora; Oligohymenophorea; Peniculida; Parameciidae. The record is from RefSeq and is a predicted model, not a curated record. The transcript has 3 exons.
AUGAUAAAUAAUUUAUAAAUUGCACCUCUAACUGCUCUUCAUAAAUUACUAUCAUUUAAUAAGACAAUCAAAUUUAACGAUAAACAUCAAGAAUCAUAAAAAUAAAAGAGUCUUCAAAAAUCUAUUUAACAUUUAAGUUCCAGCUAAUGCGAGAUGUUCAAUUUUAGAAUUAAGAAUAAAUUACCGACUCCAAAAAAUACCAUAGAUUCCUCUCUAAGAUAAAGCAUCGGCAAAAUUAGUAACAAUAACGAUAGUGGAACCAAAAAGAAUACAAAGAUAAAAGAUGAACUUAUAUCAGUAUUAAGAAAAGCUUAGAGCUAAUCCAAAAAAACUACUAACUUAGAUAAUUUAUUAGCCACUUCCAAGACUCCUAAAUAAUUCAGCGAUUUAGAAGGCUUUAAAAUAAAAAGGCCCCCUCUAUUGCAAUAUUUAGGCGAAGAAAAUGAGAAACUCAAUAUUCAGAGUGCAAAAAGUGCUUCAGAAAAAAAUUAAAGUCUUGAAAAUAGAUAUUCUUCUGGGUUUUUUACAAGCACUAAUUAAAGAUAGCAAAAAUUUGGAUCUUUGAAUGAGGUCUUGAAAUAAUAUAUCUAAUACAAAAGCUAACAGAAAUGUAACUAAAUACUUUAAUUUAGAGGCUGGAACUGGAGAAGAAAUGCACAGUAGUAAUUAUUAAUGAAGGAGUCAGAAAAUCAAGAGAAAUACUUUCCAAAGCAAAAGUCUGAUUAUGCUAAAGGUUAAUCAAAGCUAAUUAAUGAUAAUUUACACAAUUUGUUCUUAAAAACUCAGAAUGUUUUAGAAAAAUACAAAGCUAAAGAACUUUAAUGGAAAAAAUAAAAAAAGUAAUUAAGAGAUGAAAUUAGGAUUCUUAAGCAACAAUUGAAAUAACAACAAUUAUAAAAUUAAAUAUAUCACUGA